Molecule: messenger RNA, 5157 nt
Organism: Coccinella septempunctata (seven-spotted ladybird)
Lineage: Eukaryota; Metazoa; Arthropoda; Insecta; Coleoptera; Coccinellidae
Exons: 3
Coding region: 1-5157 (1718 amino acids)
Biological process (GO): DNA integration; proteolysis
Molecular function (GO): nucleic acid binding; aspartic-type endopeptidase activity
Source: RefSeq, a predicted model, not a curated record
AUGGUUUUUCGUUCCAACAGAUUGAAAGAGGACAAGCUGAUGAUUGAUUUGGGUGAGGACAAAGUGAAAACAUCAUUAAUAAUAAGAAAAGAAUCAGCUUUGUUCAAAGCUUUGGAUAUGUAUAUUUUGAAGAGGGUUGCUCUGCUUGGCGUAGUGUUGAAAAUGACCGAUUCGUUAACUAGAAAGCGAGGGUCGCUAAAGAGCUCCCUAACAAAUUUUGUUAAACACGUAGAUAGUAAGAAAGACCUAGAUAAACUGAGUGAAACCGACCUGAUCCAGCUAGAAGAAAGAUUAGAUCGCGUGAAAAUAGUAUUUGAUGAGUUCGAGGAGGUGCAAAACCAUAUAGAAUUGGCAGCCUCCGAAGAAGCUCUCCAGAAGGAAUAUGAAAUUAGGGCCACCUUCGAAGACACGUAUUACGAUUACCGGUCUAUUGCCAAGUCCCUGUUAGCAAGUAAAGUAAUUGUGGACUUCAACAGUCAAAUCUCUUCAAGAAAUUCCGCAGUGUCAGAGACAGGUAGUCCUACCAGUAUUUUAAGUGGAGUUAAAUUGCCAGUUAUUGCCCUUCCCAAGUUCCAGGGAAAAUAUGAAAAUUGGUUAGAGUUCAGAGAAACUUUCGAGUCUUUAGUUCAUAGCAAUGAGUCUCUGAGUUCGAUUCAGAAGUAUCAUUACCUUAGAGCCUCCCUAGAGGGAAGUGCAGCCCUUGUAAUCAAAGCAGUUGAAUUCACAAGUGCAGGUUACACAGUAGCUUGGCAAGUUUUAUGCGAUAGAUAUAAUAAUACUAGAUUAUUAGUUCAUAAUCAUAUCAAAUUAAUCUUCGGUUUAGAGUCUAUAACAAAGGAAAGUUCUUACAAGUUGCGUAAAUUAGUCGAUGAUCUGUCCAAGCAUUUGCGCUCACUAGAACAGAACACAAAAAAUUGGGACCCAUUAUUGAUUUUUCUAGCAGCAAGCAAGUUAGAUGCUAAAACACUCAGUGAAUGGGAAAAGCAUUCCUUAUCGUGUGAUAACCCGACGUUAGAAAAUUUACAAACCUUUUUGCGCAACCGUGCAGAUUUAUUAGAAACCCUUGAAUUUAAAAGCGGUUCCAGUAGGUACGUGGCAGAUGAAAACAAAAGGAAAGAUUUCCGACAAAGUUCCAAAUCCCUAGUUUCCAAUAAUUCUACGGCUUUGUCAUGUUUCUUCUGCAAAGAAUCUCACUCGAUUUAUAAAUGUGAAUCAUUUUUAGGUUUGUCAUUGGAAAAAAGAAUAGAGUUUGUUAAACAGGCCAAUCUCUGUAAUAUUUGUCUACUGAAUAACCAUUCGAGCAGAAAAUGUAGGUCCGGUCCUUGUAAAAAAUGCAAAGCUUGGCAUAACACUCUUUUACAUCCUGAAAAUGAAUACACAGCGGUUACCAAAGAAAGCGGCUCAAGUUCGAAUAACGUAAACUCUUUAGCCAGUGGCGUAGACGUCCUCAAUAAUUACACAGUGUUAUUGUCUACAGCAAAGGUUAUAGUUUUUGACGAGUCCAAUCAGCCCGUUUCGGUACGUGCACUGUUAGACUCUGGAUCGCAAUCAAGUUUCAUCACGGAUAGUUUGCGUCAGCGUUUGGGUAUAUCAACAAGCAACGCAAGCUUAAACGUUCUAGGUAUCUCAGGCAAUAUUUCAAAAAUCAAAGAGAAAUGCGUAGUAGAUCUAAACUCUCGGUAUGGUAAGUUUAAAGCGAGUGUUAACUGUUUCGUUCUUUCUAAUAUCACCAGUAUGACUCCAGCGUGGGGGUUUGAUGUUAGUUCGUUAAAAAUUCCUAGUGAUCUGCAAUUGGCGGAUCCCGAAUUCAAUAAGCCCGCUCCCAUCGAUAUGCUUAUCGGAGCAGAGUUGUUCUGGGAAAUCAUCAAGCCUAAUAAAAUUUCGUGCGGUAGGAACAAGCCAGUAUUACAGGACACGGUAUUUGGUUGGAUCGUCUCCGGUCGCGUUAGUAAUGAUAACAACGUUCGCAACACUUCAUGUCACUUGAGCACAAAUCAAGAGUUAUGUAGAAUACUGUCGAAGUUUUGGGAAACCGAAGAGUGCUCCGUUGUCAAGCCUUGGUCACGCGAAGAAAUUGAAUGCGAAACAAUCUUUGAACAAACCACUCGUAGAGACUCUUCUGGACGUUUCAUAGUCACUCUUCCUCUAAAGCAACAUCCUAGCUGUUUAGGCGAAUCACGUAGUCAAGCACAGAAGUUGUUCCAUAGUACCGAACGAAAACUAAGCAAAAACGAAUCGCUUAAAAUUCUCUAUACAAAUUUCCUCUCAGAGUACAUAGACCUCAAUCAUAUGAGUUUAGCUGAAGAGCAGAUAAACGAUGAUGUAUGCGAAUAUUUCAUGCCGCAUCACGGAAUUUUACGGGAAAACAGCAAGACUACACGUUUAAGAGUAGUUUUCAAUGCGUCAUUUCCUACCAGUAACGGAAUCUCUCUUAACAAUAUCCAGUAUAUCGGUCCAAUUUUGCAAGAAGACUUGUUGUCAAUCAUCUUGAGAUUUAGACAGCACAAUCCCGACCAGCCGCUGAAAUCAUAUACGCUAAACACGGUAACCUAUGGUCAGGCAUGUGCGAGUUACUUAGCAAUUCGUUGCCUUUUCGAACUAGCAAAAGUGUGUCAAGACAGCCAGCCAUACAUUGCGGAAAUCAUUCGCCGAGAUUUCUAUGUAGACGAUUUGCUUACAGGCGCUGAUACUAUUGAGCAUGCGCAGAGCAUUUGCGCUGAAGUUUCAUCUGUUUUACUAAGCGGGUGCUUUGAAUUAAGAAAGUGGUAUUCCAAUGAACCAGAAGUUCUAGCUAAUAUAGAUAACAAGGAUUCUCCUUGCGGGAUCAUAGAGUUCGGUCCUGGGGAAAACGCGAAAACGUUAGGAUUAACUUGGUCGUGUCUCAAUGAUAAGCUAUUGUACACGUUAGAGAAUCUCGAUGUCGGUAGUAGAUGCACCAAGAGGCUCAUUUUAUCCGUCACCAAAAUUCUGAUGCAAAGUUUAUGGCUCGAGAAGUUAGGAUGGGAUGAUGCGUUGCCCAGACAUCUAGCCGAUAGAUGGUUCAGAUUUUUAAACGAUCUGCCGAAUUUAGAGAAAAUUUCAAUAUCACGACGAGUAGUUUGCGACAACCCUCCACGUAUCGAGUUGCAUGGAUAUUGCGAUGCAAGCGAGCGUGCGUUCGGUGCAUGCGUGUACGUAAGAAGCAUCGACGUCGAGGGUAGGAUACAUGUCCAUUUGUUGACUGCUAAAAGCAAGGUGGCACCUAUUAAAACAAUAAGUGUGCCAUGUUUAGAGUUAUGCGGCGCACUAGUUCUUUCUCGAUUAGCGGACAAAGUUAAAAAAUCAAUGACACUCAAGUUUGACGAAUGUUUUUUAUGGAGCGACUCACAAAUCGUUCUUGCUUGGAUAAGCGCGAGUCCCAGUUCGUUGAAAGUUUUCGUCGCCAAUAGAGUUGCAGAAAUUCAGGGUUUAACUGCUAAUUGCGAGUGGCGUUAUGUACCUACGCGCGACAAUCCCGCAGACUUAGUAUCAAGAGGGCUCUAUCCAAGCGAGUUGUUGGAAUCACAACUUUGGUGGCGCGGACCGACCUGGUUGUGCCUAGAAAAAGGCAAUUGGCCGAAUCAUACUUAUGCAGUUGUCAACUUGCCGGAGCUAAGGCAGCAAACAUGCGUCGCUAUUAAAGAGUGUCAGGAAACCUUAUUUCCUUUCGAGAGAUUUUCAAGUUAUACCCAUUUGCUGAGAACGGUUGCUUACAUGUUGCGAUUUGCCAAAAACUGUAGAACGUUUCAGACUGAGCGUGUUUUCGGAUGUUUGUCUAAACAAGAGCUGAAUCGCGCUCGAACAAUUUUAUUGAGAAUAUCACAAAUUCAAUCCUUUCCCAGAGAAGUGUCUGAUCUAUCCCAACAUCGAAAAAUAAAUGGCAAGAGCAAAUUGUUAAGUUUGACUCCGUUUUCCGAUUCUGCUGGCCUUAUACGCGUCGGCGGCCGAUUAGAAUAUUCCGAUUUGAGUUUCAACAAAAAGCAUCCUAUAGUUUUGGAUUGCGCACAUCAUUUAACUAAACUGUUGUUUUCUUAUGAGCAUCUUCGCCACCUACACGUGGGUCCUCAUAGCUUGCUAGCCUUUAUAAGGGAAGAGUUUUGGCCUAUCGGCGGUAGAAAUAUGGCGCGCUCAAUCGUGAGGAAAUGCAUACGGUGCGCAAGACACAGAGGAGAAACAGUUCAGCCCUUGAUGGGAAAUUUACCGCGAGAAAGAAUCGUUCCAUCUCCUCCAUUUAGCUGCGUCGGUGUCGACUACGCAGGUCCCUUCAUUAUACGUCAUGGUUUAAGUAGAGGUCGCGGCGGCAAAUUGGAAAAGUGCUAUAUUGGAUUAUUUAUCUGCUUUGCUACAAAGGCUGUGCAUCUCGAAUUAAUUUCAAGUCUUUCAACGGAAUCUUUUAUGCAAUCCUUAAGAAGAUUUAUUUCCAGGCGUGGAAAGCCCAAAAAGAUAGUUUCUGACAACGGCAAAAAUUUUGUAGGUGCCUUUCGUGAAUUAGGCAAGUUUUUGUCUCAGAAAAAAGACGAAUUGACUUCUUCCUCUACUUGUGAGGGCAUUGAUUGGCAGUUUAUCCCCCCAUAUUCCCCUCACAUGGGCGGUCUUUGGGAAUCAAAUGUGCGAUGCGUAAAGUCACACCUGAAACAUGUUUUGUCCAAUACACACCUUACUUUUGAGGAGUUUAGUACUGUUUUAUGUCAGAUUGAGGCUAUUUUGAAUUCUCGACCUCUUUGUCAACUCUCCCCUGAUCCAAAUGACCUCAGUUCCCUCACUCCGGCUCACUUCCUCAUUGGCAGAACGCUGAUAGCUGCACCAGAAGAAAAUGUCACUGACACAAAGAUGAACCGUCUUUCAAGAUUCCAGUUAAUGCAGAAGAUCUGUCAGGAUUUUUGGAGAAGAUGGGAGCGAGACUAUAUCGUAGAACUUCAAUCCAGACAAAAGUGGAAAAGCGAGCAUGGUCAAUUGCUCGAAAAUCAAAUGGUAGUAAUCAAGGACGAUCAAUCCCCACCCACUGAAUGGCGUCUUGGACGAGUCAUAGCAUUACACAAAGGUCAAGAUGGCGUAGCUCGCAGUGCCUCAAUCCGAACAAGUGCAGGAGUUCUAAAACGGAAUUUCCAGAAGAUUUGUCCUCUUCCCGUUGAGAUUUGA